Lethenteron reissneri (Far Eastern brook lamprey) is the source of this 2907-nucleotide messenger RNA. RefSeq names its product keratin, type II cytoskeletal 8-like. NCBI's taxonomy places the organism in Eukaryota, Metazoa, Chordata, Hyperoartia, Petromyzontiformes, Petromyzontidae. Gene Ontology annotation, biological process: intermediate filament organization; keratinization. Gene Ontology annotation, molecular function: structural constituent of skin epidermis. Gene Ontology annotation, cellular component: keratin filament. The record is from RefSeq and is a predicted model, not a curated record.
GGGACGUUUCCACACUCGCCGCUCAUCGCACGCAGCACGUUGCAAGCGCGCUCGUCUCUGACCAGUUUUUCUCUGCGUCACGAUUCAUCUAAGAGCCCCGCACACGACGCAAUCCGUUCGCCGAGCAGGCGAAGCUUUGAGCCAUGAGCUCGCUAAGCGCCAGCUAUGUCCAGCACAUCGGGUCGAGCCACAGCCAGCGUCAGCGCAGGAGAUGCCUCGUCAAUGGCUCGUACGCCGCGGGUGACGGGUGUCCCUCCCUGCGGGGGCCCCGCACCCCGGUCGCCUUCGUGCCCCACGGAGGGACCUCCCGGGCGCGCUCGUGGGGGUGCCCUCCGGCCCCACCACCGGAGAUCGACCGCGGGGUGCUGCCCGUGCGCUUCCAGGAGAAGGAGCAGAUGAAGACGCUCAACGACCGCUUCGUCAGCUUCAUCGAGAAGGUGGGCAUCCUGGAGCAGCAGAACAAAGUGCUGAGGGUGCAGUGGCUGCUCCUGCAGGAUCGUGGAGCCAGGGGCUCCAAGGUUGAGGCGAGCGUGUUCUUCCAGAGCCAGAUCCACGGUCUCCAGCGGCAGCUCGACACUCUGGAGCGCGACAAGCAGCGGCGGCAGGGAGAGCUGCGGCUCGCGCAGGGCCUCGUCGAGGACUUCAAGAACAAGUACGAGGAAGACAUAUCGAUCCGCAACAAGGCAGAGAACGAGUUUGUUGCGGUGAAACAGGAUUUCGACGACUCUUGCUUAGUGAAAGCUGAGCUGGAGGCUAGACUGGAAGGACUGAAAGAUGAGAUCAACUUUCUCAGAGGAAUUUUUGAAAAGGAGCUGCGUGACCUGGAGCCGCAAAUCAAGGACACCUUGGUGUCUGCGGGGCUGGACACCAGCCGCAGCAUUGACCUGCAAGGGAUGAUCUCCGAUGUCCGCGCUCAGUACGAAUUGAUCGCUGCCAAGAGCCAGGCCGAAGCCAAUGAAUUCUACAGAAAGAAGUACGACGUUCUCAGCCUCUCGGCCGAUCCUACCGACCAGGAGAUCCGCAGCAACAGGAAUGAAAUAAACAAUCUGCACGAUCAGAUCCAGCGCGUGAGAGGUGAAAGCAACGCUCUGAAGAAGCAGCGCGCCAGCCUGCAGGCUGCCAUCGCAGGGGCCGUGGAUCGAGGCGGGCUCAGCGUCCGCGUGGCGAAGGAGAGAAUCGCCCGCCUUGAGGAGGAGCUGCACAAGGACAAGCGGCAGAUGGUGCAGCGCGUGCGCGAGUACCAGGAGCUCAUGAACGUCAAGCUGGCUCUGGACAUCGAGAUCGCCACCUACCGCAGGCUGCUUGAGGGAGAGGAGUCCAGACUCGGGUGUGUGAAAUCGCAGAAGCAGCAUUUCAGCCUCGGCUUUGGGAGUGACCUUGUCAACAAAGGUCACCGUGGCAGUUUCCAGGCCACGACGAAUUUCGACAAGGUGAUUAACUUGUACAAGCCUCCCAAGAAAACAGUGGAGAUCAGAACCACCGAGACCAGGAAUGGUCGAAUUCUUUCUGCAAGUUCAGAGUUCAUCCAUUAGGUUAUUGACUUUCCAGGGGACGCUGCUGUUGUGUGACAGUUAGCAAACUUGACUUACAAUUCUGAGGUCGACAAUUCGUUCUCCCGGCGCUGAAGUUGAUGAAAAAAAAUUGCCAAAUUUAGUGGAACCUCUGUCCACCCAGCAGUAAAAAUGGGUUCACCACAGUCAGAAUGAGAAUCUGAAUCUUUAUUUAUCCUCGAGAAAUCCGAUAAGCUAUGAAGCUCUUUUUCACAAAUGUCCAGUCAGAAAGCUACAACAACAAACAAUACACGAAACGAUCGGCUUGCAAAGUAAAUCACAAAAAAAUAAACAAGUAAAAUAGAUCAAGUAUUUCGAUUUAAAGCUUUCGUGACUGCAGGGAUUCAUCUUCUUGGUUCUUUCGGUAAAGUUAGGUAGAAGGGAAGUAAUAAAAUAAUAAAAAUAAAACAAUACAAUAAUUCUCACGACGUUUCGGCCACAACGCAAGCAGCCGUCCUCAGGUGAAGACCAGGUCUGUCGGAGAGACAGCUGUCUCCCUUCUACGUGACUUUACCGAAUGAACCAAGAAGAUAGAUCAAGUAUAUGAAGUUCAAAUUGCCGAUGUGCACCAAUUCCCAAGGUUGUGAAAGGCAGCAAAACAACAGCAACAACAGUCCCAGAGCGAACCAAGACAACACACACAGUCCUUCAAUGAGUCGAUCGGUCGGUCGCGUGUGCUGGGGGUGAAGUGUGGGUACUGCCACCUCUUCCAAGACAUGUGGCCAGCUUGGAAGAAUGGGGCGAAUACCUUCGAAUUGAUCACGGCUCUUGAAAACUCCAUUUUUUGUGGAAACCCUUCUGACAGCAGUUGUUGCGAGCAAGCAAUUGCAGGGCUGCCCCUUUAUGUUUAAUAACAUCCUCAUAUCGAUGGAGAGUGAGCGAUAUAAUGCAACGCAUUAUCUCGGCAAGCGUGUUCUUGCAACGCAACUGAUGUAAAUGUUUCAGUGAAGUGUGUUUUUACAAGUGAAGUACAAUCUACGGUAUCGUUUUGUGGUGUACAUAUAUUUACUUUGUCUCGGGUGAAUGUAAUGUAUUCUCAUUAUAUUAGGACAAUUCCUAUUUACAUGUGUUUAUCUUUUCAGUCAAUCGUGUGCCUAUCUGCAUUUGGAAGUCGAAACGCUUGCAAUAUAAAGUUGAAGUUAAAACGACGGUGCGCUUCCAAUGUGCUUUUUUGUUUGUUACAUCUAAACAUUGCCAAAAUUGAUCAGCUGUGAGACGAGACGAGUGCAAGACCGGCAGACUUUCACAAGACAACUCGAGAGGCAUCGCAAAGCCUUCGGGUUAUUGUGACAUUUGUUACGAUUAUGCUGGGCCGGUGAUGAGCGUGUAACGAGCGUGCAAUGAUGACCACCACAGU